Lethenteron reissneri (Far Eastern brook lamprey) is the source of this 1213-nucleotide messenger RNA. RefSeq names its product transmembrane 9 superfamily member 2-like. Gene Ontology annotation, cellular component: membrane. Gene Ontology annotation, biological process: protein localization to membrane. The record is from RefSeq and is a predicted model, not a curated record. Lineage: Eukaryota; Metazoa; Chordata; Hyperoartia; Petromyzontiformes; Petromyzontidae.
UCCCUCCCUCCUCCACCUCCACAAACUUCACAGCAAAUAGAAACAUUGAGAGAGGACGCGGCCGCUUCACACAAACAAACAACAACACCCUCGUACGAUGGCCGCUGCUGCUGCUACAGCGACGACGACGCUGCUGUGCGUGCUAGCGCUGGGCCAGGCGUUCUACCUCCCGGGUCUCGCCCCCGUCAGCUUCUGCGAGAAGGCCGAGGAGCACCUCAACUGUCAGUCCACCAUCGAGCUCUACAUGAACCGCCUGGACUCGGUGGAGUCUGUGCUGCCCUACGAGUACAACGCGUUCGACUUCUGCAAGGCGCCCGAAAGCAAACAGAGACCCACGGAGAACCUGGGCCAGGUGCUGUUCGGUGAGAGGAUAGAGCCCUCGCCGUACAAGGUGACGUUCAAGGAGGAGACGGCGUGUGCCGUCCUGUGCGAGCCCAAGGUGUACGAGCCGGGCUCCGCCGAUGACCAGGCCAGCCUGGACUUCCUCAAGAAGGCCAUGCACUUCAACUACCAGCACCACUGGAUUGUUGACAACAUGCCGGUGACAUGGUGCUACCACGUGGACGAGGGGAAACUCUUCUGUAACCCCGGCUUCCCCGUGGGCUGCUACGUCACUGCCACCGGGCAGCCCAAGGACGCCUGCAUCAUCAGCACGGAGUUCAAGGAGCCCGACUCGUUCUACCUCUUCAACCACGUGGACGUGACGCUCUCCUACCACAGCGGGGCGGCCGAGGGCUGGGAGGGAGCACGCCUCGUGGCGGCCAAGGUGGUGCCACGCAGCAUCAAGCACGCGGUGAAUGAGAAGCCGACCUGCACCGGGCCUCCACUCUCCAUCCCGCAGAGCGGCAAGGAGCGCGUGACAGUGCUGUACACGUACUCCAUCUCCUUCGUGGAGACCAACAAUAUCAAGUGGGCAUCACGCUGGGACUACAUCCUGGAAUCCAUGCCACACACAAACAUACAGUGGUUCAGCAUCAUGAACUCGCUGGUCAUCGUGCUGUUCCUCUCCGGCAUGGUGGCCAUGAUCAUGCUGCGCACGCUGCACAAAGACAUCGCCCGCUACAACCAGAUGGACUCGGUGGACGAGGCGCAGGAGGAGUUUGGCUGGAAGCUGGUGCACGGUGAUGUCUUCCGCCCGCCCAGGAAGGGCAUGUUCCUGUCUGUGUGCCUCGGUCAGGGACCCAGAUCUUCAUCAUGACCUUCAUCACCCUGU